Molecule: messenger RNA, 3254 nt
Organism: Lottia gigantea (owl limpet)
Lineage: Eukaryota; Metazoa; Mollusca; Gastropoda; Lottiidae
Exons: 3
Coding region: 294-869 (191 amino acids)
Molecular function (GO): calcium ion binding
Source: RefSeq, a predicted model, not a curated record
GACCAAGAAACUAUUAGACUAAACAGAACUAUUAGGCUAGUGUUAAAACAUGUGUUCAAAUUUACUCAAUAAUUAGAUAUAAAUUGGUCAUGACGCCAUUAUAAAGGAAUAUGCAAAUAAAUUCUUUGAUUACCAUCAAGUAAACGACCACAUGGCUGUCUGGUACACAUGAGACCUGUCAGGAGAAGGUGAUCCUUAACAAGUAUCAACAGACAAAAAAGGUGAAAGGAAGGUUAUGUUUGGAGAGUGUUAAGGUUUCCUUGACAACGCAUUAGUUGUGAACGAAGGGCAACAUGGGGAAGGCAAAUAGUAAAUUGAAACCCGAAAUUCUUGAGGAUUUGCGUAAGAAUACAGAAUUUACAGACGAAGAACUUCAGGAGUGGUACAAAGGAUUUCUAAAAGAUUGUCCGAGUGGUCAUCUUUCUGUGGAAGAAUUCAAAAAAAUAUAUGGAAACUUUUUCCCAUAUGGGGAUGCAUCAAAAUUUGCUGAACAUGUAUUCCGUACAUUUGACACUAAUGGGGAUGGCACAAUUGACUUUCGUGAAUUUAUUUGUGCUUUAAGUGUUACGUCUCGUGGUAAAUUAGAACAAAAAUUACGGUGGGCAUUCAGUAUGUAUGAUUUAGAUGGAAAUGGAUUUAUUUCACGACAGGAAAUGUUAGAAAUAGUAACGGCCAUAUAUAAAAUGGUUGGAACAGUUAUGAAAAUGCCUGAAGAUGAAUCUACCCCAGAAAAAAGAACCGAGAAAAUCUUCCGUCAAAUGGAUAAAAAUUUAGAUGGUAGACUAUCUUUAGAUGAGUUUAUUGAAGGAGCAAAAAGUGACCCUUCUAUCGUUCGUCUGCUUCAAUGUGAUCCUCAAUCUCAAAGUUGAGUGUAGAUUUACAACAAUAUUGUCAUUACGCAGAAACCAAGCAUUCUGGAAAGGUGUGAAUGCGAAAAGUUCUUUCACUCUGUCGUCGUUGAAUCAUCUUGUUAUUUAUUCUAGCGUUAACGAAUUAUUGUUGUCAUGGAAACUGAUGUUCUGAAAAAUUCUUUGAAAGGAUGAAGUUGUACAUAUUUUAUCUUAUAAGCUGAUUAAACUUUCUGGUGUGUUUUGUCUCUCCAACCAAUAUGUUACCAUAGUUACAGUUGGAUGUAGUCUGACCGUUACCUUUGAAGAGGAAAUCUUCAACGACCUUAGAGGCUGUGUGACCUUGACUUAUGGUUUCUAUUGGUUACGAAAUUGAAGCUUUAUUGAAAGCUCAGUUGUAUUCAUUCCAAAUAUAUUAGGAAACAGGGAGCAUGUAUUUUCAUUAUUGAUAUUUCAUUCAAAGAAUGUGUCUGCAAGCGAAUCAAUUGCAUAACAUGUUUCAUUGAAUUUUUUGUAAAUGGUAAAUCUUUACCAUGAAUUUUUAGAAGAAUAUUUAGAGUUACAAAAUUGAUGGUAAAAAAAAGCAAACUUGAUUCAAUUGUUAAUGAAAUGAAAGUAAUGUAUACUUUAUUAUGCCCAAGAUAUAUAUUAUUUUAUAGUAACUUAACUUGUUAUGUGUUUUUCAUAGCACAUUUGCUAGAAUUUCAUUAUUUUUCAUGUUCUAAGUGGUACAAUCUACAAUUUAAAUUGUUUUAUUGCACAGAAAAGUUUUUUAUACCUUGAAAAGUAUUGCUGUUACCCAACUUUUUCCAACUUUUGUUAAUUUUUGUUUUGAAGAAUUCAAUUAUUUUUUAAUUCAAUGACACUAUCAAGAAAUCAAUUUGAAAUUUUUGAUCUGACUUUGUUAAAUGUGUGAAAAUUAUGUUUGAGUUUACCAAAAAUAAACUGCAGUUGUUUCUGCACUUUAUUAUCUAACACAAGAAAUUUCAAGACAAUUCUGUUAAAUAAUACAUAAUAAUGUAGCUUUAAUUUCUCUUCGGACUGUUCUCCCAGGUUUUGAUUCAUUCCAUGCCAUCUUUGUUUUUUUUUUUUGUAAAAUAAUAUUAGUGAUGCGUUUGUAAAAAGUUAAUGUAUAUAUAUAUAUAUAUAUAUUAUUAUUAUUAUGGUAUACCCCCCAAUACAAAUUAAUUGUCAAGUUAAAGAUUGAAAAAAUUAAGCAACAUAGUAAUUGGUUUUUUUUUUAUUUUAAGAAAUGACGAACAUUCAACCCAGUUUUAAUACAAAUUAUUUAGAAUUAAAAUCUUGUUGUGCUCUGUUAAAAUACUUUUAAAGGAUUUUUUAUCAAGUUCAAAUUUUGAUAAUGUAUUAUUUUACACCCAGAAAAAUUUGUUAGAUGCAUGUUUGUUAUGUUACUUUUUUACAAUCGAAGAAAAGUUUGAAAAUUAUAUAGCAGGUCAAUUAAGAAAAUAUUAAUUUAUGAUAUCAAUCAAUUUAUUUCAUAUCCAACUUCAUCCAUAUAAUAUGGUCAUUUUUAAAUUGAUAUACAUAUUUGUUUGUUUAUGAUAUAGACUUUUUAUGCUGUAUUGUUUUGGUUGGGAUAAAAUCGUUUUGUUUGUUUGUUUAUGGGACUGGAAGUCAUUGUUACAAGCAUUGAUCGGAAAGACUGUGUAGUAGUAUAUCAAUGAAAAUUAGUUUCAGCUUGGGGAACUUGCUCCAUUCUAAUUGUUGGAAGAAACCUCUUUCAUAGCUCCAUGGUUUCCCCAAGUGAAACAUGAUAUAACAGACUUGGUAUUUUAUUGGAAGCAAGCCAGCUCUUAUGUGUACAUCAGAAUAUUAAUAUUAUAUUGGAUAAGACAAAAGAAUUAAUUUAUAAAAACACUAUGUAACUUGUUUUUGGGUGAACAUAAUCCACUUAGACUUCAGAAACCUGACUGUCACACAUGCUAUUAUGUAAGAUAGCAGGAUGGAACAUUAUCUGCAAAGGUUGUCAACAUGUGGGGUGGUUGUAUCAAAUCAGGAAAAUUUUCUUGUAUUUUGAGAAUUCACGGCAUGUAAUGACCAAACAGACAUAUUAUUCCAGAAAACUAUUAUUUGCUAUCAUGAUGAAGAGACUAAUUAUAUCUGUAUAAAAACUUAAUUUAUAACACGUCUCUGUGCUUUAAUUAAUGACUUGCAUGCAUUCUUUAUUUGGACUAACUUAUAUAGUAACAGAAUGUCCGGUCUACGCUUGGCUGAAGUUGAAAAUUCAGUUUUGCUUUAAGAGAUGUAUUGAGGGCAUAUGUUGAACAUAAUAUAUUAUGAAAUUUAUAUACAAAAAUUUAUUAUUAUUAAACAAUGUUUUUGUUUCUGUAUAUUAAUUCAUAUGUCAUUUGCACCCUUUGCAAUUAAAGAGAUAAUUUUUUUCAA